This is a messenger RNA of Rana temporaria (common frog), 906 nucleotides long. RefSeq names its product taste receptor type 2 member 40-like. Gene Ontology annotation, biological process: sensory perception of taste; G protein-coupled receptor signaling pathway; detection of chemical stimulus involved in sensory perception of bitter taste. Gene Ontology annotation, cellular component: membrane. The transcript has a single exon. NCBI's taxonomy places the organism in Eukaryota, Metazoa, Chordata, Amphibia, Anura, Ranidae. Bases 1 to 906 code for a protein of 301 amino acids. Gene Ontology annotation, molecular function: bitter taste receptor activity; G protein-coupled receptor activity. The record is from RefSeq and is a predicted model, not a curated record.
AUGAUGUCUCCGGACUUAUCUAUUUUGAUUUCUUCAGUCUUGGGACUGGUCUUGGCAAUCCCUUCUAACACUUGUAUUGUGAUGGGUAAUCUGGACAUCAUCAGAAAGAAAGGGAAGUUGAGUCCCUCCGAUGUGAUCUUUCUGGGGAAGGGAAUUGUGAAUAUUCUCCUCCAGUGUUUGCUGAGUCUACAGGCAAUACUCCUUGUCUUGUGUCAGGCAUACAUGUAUGCUACAGAUGUAGGUGAAUUUAUGAACAUAUUAGUUUUCUUUUUGAUCUAUUACAACUUCUGGUUGACCUUCUGGCUCUCGGCUCAUUACUGUACCAGCAUCACCAAUCUCAGCUAUGGGUUCUUCAUCUGGAUAAAGAGAAUUGUGUCCAAUUUCCUGAGUCGCCUUCUAUUCCUGACAGCACUUGGGAUGUUCAUUGUGACUGUCCCGGGCUUUUGGGCUGUGUAUGGAGGAAGUAUCCAGUCUUCUGAUAACAGCACAGAAGACUCUGGUAACAGGUUGAGGAUGGGACUUCCCUAUGUUGUUCCCAUGACCUUCCUAGGCGUCAUUCUUCCAUUCUGCCUUAGUCUUCUGUGUCUGGUCCUCACUUUCUCCUUUCUGCUCAGACACGUCUGGAGGGUGAAGAAUAACGACUCGGGAUCAACAUGUCCAAAUCUUCAGGCUCAUGUCACGGCACUGAGGACAAUCCUUUUCUUCUUACUUCUCAUCUUCAUAUUCUUCUGCGUGUCUCAAAUUGGCUUAUUUCUUCACAGUUUAUUAGUGUUAGUAGUCUUUUGGGAUGUACAAAUAUUAUCCCCAUCAGUUGAGGCUGCUGUCAUCUUCCAGGCCAGCAACAAGCUGAGAAGGAUCAUUCUGAGAAGAUUCUGGGCCAGAAACUGGAGGAACACAGAGACUUAA